AUUUGAAAAUCUCAUCUACACUUACCGUAUCUUCAGGGAACACCAAGGCUAUUUUAGAAUACAGACUUCUAAAGAUGUUCCAGAGAUGAUCUUCCGAACAUUAAAGGACCUAAUAUACACUUAUGAAAAGCCAAAUCAAGGACUAAUAACAAACCUCCGCUACCCAGUAGAGAAACAAAAGGCCUUGCAAAGAAGCCAGAGGUUCAAGUCAGGAAAAGACAACAUUUAUGAUGAAAUUGAUGACAGUGAGUACAUCACUGUCUUACCCUGA
This is a messenger RNA of Pterocles gutturalis (yellow-throated sandgrouse), 271 nucleotides long. RefSeq names its product SH2 domain-containing protein 1B-like. The annotation marks the transcript as partial. The record is from RefSeq and is a predicted model, not a curated record. The transcript has 3 exons. NCBI's taxonomy places the organism in Eukaryota, Metazoa, Chordata, Aves, Pterocliformes, Pteroclidae.